Elgaria multicarinata webbii is the source of this 2694-nucleotide messenger RNA. It is a transcript of the gene DPYSL3, whose product is annotated as dihydropyrimidinase like 3. The transcript is spliced from 14 exons. NCBI's taxonomy places the organism in Eukaryota, Metazoa, Chordata, Lepidosauria, Squamata, Anguidae. Gene Ontology annotation, molecular function: hydrolase activity, acting on carbon-nitrogen (but not peptide) bonds. The record is from RefSeq and is a predicted model, not a curated record. Gene Ontology annotation, cellular component: cytoplasm. Gene Ontology annotation, biological process: actin crosslink formation. Bases 1 to 2028 code for a protein of 675 amino acids.
AUGGCCUCAGGCAGCGGGCGGAGAGGCCGGGAGCGGGUGGAGCCUGGGGCGGGCGACGACGAGGAGCUGCCCGUGUACCUGGCGCGCCCGGGCACCGCCGACCAAGUGCCCCGCCAGAAGUAUGGCGGGAUGUUCUGCAGCGUGGAGGGCGCCUUCGAGAGCAAGACGCUGGACUUCGGGGCGCUCAGCGUCGGGCAACGCGGAGCUCGCCGCGCCCCGUCCCGGCAGCAGGAGCCGCCGCCGCCUCAGCAACACCCCCCGGCGGCGGCGGAGGAGCCCCCGACUGGCGGCGUGGAAAUCCGGGCCGCCUCCGGCAAAGAGCGGCUGCAAAACCUGGGCCACGAGGAUUACAAGAGUGAUCGUCUUCUUAUUAAAGGAGGGAGGAUAGUCAAUGAUGAUCAGUCACUCUAUGCUGACAUUUACAUGGAAGAUGGUCUUAUAAAGCAAAUUGGGGACAACUUGAUAGUCCCUGGAGGAGUGAAGACCAUAGAAGCCAAUGGGAGGAUGGUUAUCCCUGGAGGAAUUGAUGUCCACACUCACUUGCAGAUGCCAUACAAGGGGAUGACAGCAGUGGAUGACUUCUUCCAAGGGACAAAAGCAGCCCUAGCAGGUGGAACAACUAUGAUCAUUGACCAUGUUGUACCAGAGCCAGAAUCCAGCCUGAUAGAAGCCUAUGAGAAGUGGCGAGAGUGGGGUGAUGGGAAGGCUUGCUGUGACUACUCCCUGCAUGUGGACAUCACCCAGUGGAAUGACAGUGUCAAACAGGAAGUGCAGACACUCAUCAAAGAAAAAGGAGUGAACUCUUUCAUGGUCUAUAUGGCCUAUAAGGAUUUGUACCAGAUGUCAAAUACAGAGCUAUAUGAGAUAUUUAGUUUCUUGGGAGAUCUUGGUGCAGUAGCUCAAGUUCAUGCUGAAAAUGGAGAUAUCAUUGCACAGGAGCAAGCUAGAAUGCUGGAGAUGGGAAUAACUGGCCCAGAGGGCCAUGUGCUGAGUAGGCCAGAAGAGCUGGAGGCUGAAGCUGUCUUCCGUGCUAUCACCAUUGCCAGCCAGACCAACUGCCCCUUGUAUGUGACCAAAGUGAUGAGCAAGAGUGCUGCUGAUCUGAUUUCACAAGCCAGGAAAAAGGGUAAUGUAGUGUUUGGUGAGCCAAUCGCAGCCAGUCUUGGAACGGAUGGGACACACUAUUGGAGCAAGAACUGGGCAAAGGCCGCUGCGUUUGUAACUUCCCCACCUCUGAGUCCAGAUCCAACAACUCCUGAUUACAUCAACUCUCUACUAGCCAGUGGGGACCUCCAAGUUUCAGGAAGUGCACAUUGUACAUUCAGUACAGCACAGAAAGCAAUUGGAAAAGACAACUUCACAGCAAUCCCAGAGGGGGUUAAUGGUAUUGAAGAACGGAUGUCUGUUAUCUGGGACAAGUCAGUGGCUACAGGGAAAAUGGAUGAAAACCAGUUUGUGGCUGUGACAAGCACCAAUGCAGCCAAGAUCUUCAACAUGUACCCAAGGAAGGGGAGAAUUGCUGUGGGGUCAGACAGUGACCUGGUCAUAUGGGAUCCUGAUGCAGUGAAAAUAGUAUCUGCUAAAAGCCACCAGUCAGCAGCUGAAUACAACAUCUUUGAAGGAAUGGAACUGCGUGGAGCCCCACUGGUUGUCAUAUGCCAAGGAAAGAUAAUGAUGGAGGAUGGCAAUCUUCAUGUGACCCAGGGGACAGGGCGUUUCAUUCCUGGCACCCCUUUCUCAGACUACGUCUACAAGCGUAUCAAAGCAAGGAGGAAGAUGGCUGAAAUGCAUGCUGUGCCGAGGGGCAUGUAUGAUGGCCCUGUGUUUGACUUGACCACCACGCCUAAAGGGGGCACCCCUGCAGGCUCUACUCGGGGAUCCCCUACAAGGCAGACUCCCCCAGUAAGGAAUCUCCACCAGUCUGGUUUUAGCUUAUCUGGUACCCAGGUUGAUGAAGGUGUUCGCUCAGCAAGCAAGCGCAUAGUGGCACCCCCAGGAGGCCGUUCCAAUAUCACAUCUCUGAGUUAAGCACCCAGUAAACGGGGAGGGGAAGGGGGAAACUGUUAUUUGGGAAAACUAAGCAAUGGUACCUUGAUAUUUAAGAAGGAAAGAGCAAAGGAGAAGAAUCCAGAUUUUGAAGAAUCAGUAAGCCUCAAGCCUUAUGUUUCAUAAAUGCUACUCGCUACCUAGCUUUAAAAAAAUAUUGCGGGUUUUCUUUUUUGUUUAUUCAUAGCCUUAAUAUUUUUUCCCAUUUUUUACAUGCAUGCAAAUCUGGCAGGUGACUAAGUUAAGCGUAUGUAAUUGUACAUGGUGAGUGCUUGUGUGACGACACAUUGUAAGAAGGGGAAUGAAGAAAGGUGGGAAACUAAUGACAUGAGCAAGCUAUUUAGUCAGGUUACUUGGGCAGAAUCAACCAAGGAGAUUAGUAUUGGGCAUGGGUGGGGGCAGAAGUUGGUGGGGCAGGGUAGUGGGAGGUGGAUGGGGGGACCAAGUAGAUCUGUGUAUUGUGUCCAUGUUAUUCCGUUUCCACGCAAUGCUGAUAAGACAUAGCUGCCUCAGAGCACUACAUGAGGCCCUUGGCAAGCUCAGCCAUCUUUGCAAUGGCUCUGUUGUAUUGCCUCUUCCUGUUAGAGAUUUUAUUACUUCGUACAUUUUAUUGAAUAAAAAAUUGAAAGGCAUGUUCUUUCUAAUUGA